AUGGCGCGGCCGGAGAAUUACGGCCCGACAAUCAACGCGGUAGUCUGGUCCCAGGUUGGACUUUCGGCUCUCUUCUUAGGUCUAAGGGUUUACUGCAAAUUCAAGAAGCGUAGUGGUCUUUGGUGGGACGACCAUGUGCUCAUAGCUUCUUGGGUCACCCUCUUGAUCGCGUCGGCACUCACCUCCGUCAACGUAUCCCUCGGCUUUGGCAAGCAUGUCUACCAGAUCAACCCCGUAAACUUUCCUCCGAUUGGCCUCAAUGGUAACGUCAUCAGCACAAUAUCCAUCACCUCAGCAGUGUGGAGCAAGACGUCUUUCGCGAUGACGCUUCUCCGGAUCGAGGAGAAGGGUUGGACGAGGUAUAUCAUUUGGACAGCCAUCAUCUCCAUGAAUAUUCUAAUGGCUUUGAACGCCAUGGCUGCUUGGGUCCAGUGCUCUCCCAUCCAGAAAUUCUGGCUGCCCCAGACGCCGGGGAAAUGUUGGGAUCCCAAGGUCGCCGCAUAUUAUGGCGUCUUCGCUGCAGCUUACUCCGCUUUGAUGGAUAUCAUGCUGGCGCUGCUGCCCUGGAAGCUGAUUUGGGGGCUUCAAAUGAAAUUACAGGAGAAGAUUGGAGUGGGCAUUGCCAUGAGUAUGGGUCUGCUUGCUGGAGCAACCGCCAUUGUCAAGUGCACAGCUAUUCCAACUCUUCUCUCUGGAGAUUUUACAUACGAUGGCAGCGACCUCGUCAUCUGGGGAACCUGCGAGUCGAGCGUCACCAUCAUGGCGGCCUCCAUCCCUGUUCUCCGCGUUCUCGUUCGAGAUGUCGCGAGCACUGCUCGCAAGUACUAUGGCUCCUCCGGCACCCACACCAACGGGUCCCGAUUCGGCCACGGCGGCAGCGGUAUUACUCGAAGUAACACGGUGACAGUAACGACGACAUCGUCUCAAAAGGGCUCCAUUCGGAGAAAGUGGGACAAGCUGGCCGAUGACCGGAGCGACAAGAGCAUACUUGAGGUCGAGCCUGAACUGGAAUUCGGCAAGAUCGUCCGGACGAAUGAGAUUGUGGUUCAAUACGACACGAGAAGUGUGAUUGAAGGGCAUAAUGGGAGCUAUGAGAUGGGUCGCGUGAACCCAGGGCGUAUGGUUUAA
Colletotrichum higginsianum IMI 349063 is the source of this 1128-nucleotide messenger RNA. RefSeq names its product Integral membrane family protein. The transcript has 5 exons. The record is from RefSeq and is a predicted model, not a curated record. Lineage: Eukaryota; Fungi; Ascomycota; Sordariomycetes; Glomerellales; Glomerellaceae. The coding region runs from base 1 to 1128 and encodes 375 amino acids.